Mycetomoellerius zeteki is the source of this 3661-nucleotide messenger RNA. RefSeq names its product zinc finger SWIM domain-containing dorado (gene Dora). The record is from RefSeq and is a predicted model, not a curated record. Bases 296 to 3535 code for a protein of 1079 amino acids. Gene Ontology annotation, cellular component: Cul2-RING ubiquitin ligase complex. The transcript is spliced from 15 exons. Lineage: Eukaryota; Metazoa; Arthropoda; Insecta; Hymenoptera; Formicidae.
AAUUUCGCAUCAUCACGGUCGAAGGUCGUUGAAUGUUGGUCUCAUCGAAUUCAGCUACUUAGACAGACGACGGUUGAAUCCGCGUGAAUUUCCAUUGUGUUCGAGAAGUGGAGGUGGCGAUGGAAAUCGUAGCAGCGUUAGCUCCGAAGGUUUCUGUGAGAAUGACACCGACAUUCCCGAUAUAUCUGAGUCUCAGGUUGUUCUCAGACAAGGUUGUGCUCAAUUAAAUAAUUGCGGCGAUACCGAUUCGCAGGAAGGGGCUGGUAGCGAGUCAUCUUCCAACAGUAACGUUAGUAUGAAGAACGCUCAAGGCUCGGACAAGCAUCGCUCAAACGCCUCGUCCGAGACACAUAGUGAUAGUAGUGAUAGUAGUAAUAACAAACCUGCCUGCGAGAACGCGAAAUGCAGUAGGACGAAUAUUGCGGAGUGCCGUGAUAAAUUGCGUGUUGUGCCUAAAGGGGUCAGUGGUAAGAACGAACAAGAAUCCGAUCAAGAAAAGGAAGCUGGGAGACCAUUCAAGGAUGAAAGCUCCUCAUCUAGUAGUGACAGUCCUUCUGGUGACGAGUAUAAUGUUUACUACUACGAUCCAAAAGCUGUGACCAAUAAUAGUAGUCUGCCGAAUAAAUAUGCUAAAAGCAAUAUGCAUACCGCUACUACUCAAGAUGCCAGUGUAGUUCUAAAUAAUUUAAAGAAAACGGAAGACCCAUGGGACAUUUUAUUUGCGCGGGCAGAGGGACUUUAUGCUCAUGGUCAUACAAGAGAAGCAUGUAUUAUUGGAGUACAGCUAGCUGAGGAACUUUUGGCCCAUCCUCCCGAUCUUAUAAUCGAGGGACCGCCAGUGCCAGUCAAGAACAAACGAAAGAGGCAACAUGUGAAUCCAGCAUCUCAUCAGGUAACGUGUCUUGCAUCGGCGACUUUAGCAAAAUGUGGAUUUCUAUGCACAGUACUUGCUGAGAAUCCAGAAUAUCAUAAUUUGGCGUUUCGCGUGGGUCUUUUUGGUUUAGAAAUGGCUAGACCACCGGCUAACACAAAGCCUUUGGAAGUUAAAUUGGCUCAUCAAGAAAGCGAAUUGGUAGUUUUGCUAAAAAGAAUUCCCUUGGGACCCACUGAAUUAGCUAUGAUAAAACAAAGAGCCGAACAAUUGAGAGAUGGAGUUAUGAGAUCAAGAGGACAUGCGCUCUUACCCAUCAUGUUGGCUAGUUUUAUUUAUGAUGCGCUCGAUGUACCAAAGAAUAGAAAUAUGAAAUAUUUCACAGGAGUGAAACUACCUGCAGAAAUUGAUCCAAAUCUGGGAUUUGAUGCCGCCGUGGCUGUCUUAGGAUUGAAGGCGAACGUAAGUGAAGCAGAUCAUCCACUUCUUUGUGAAGGAACUCGCAGGCAGAGAGGAGAUUUAGCUAUUACUUUGCUUGUACAUUAUAAAGAUGAUCCGGUAAAAUUGGCUAGAAUAAUGGACAAGUUGCUGGAUCGAGAUGUUCAUCAACUAAUCAAAUCACCUAUUCUUAGUAGUUAUUAUACUGCUAAUCCUCCCACAAAGAGUGAAAUGGCACGAUUUGUUCACGAUGAAGAACGUUCAUCUCCUUUAGCUGGGACUGAUAAUGGUGGUGAAAAUGUUAUUGGCGCUAACAGUAGACCUCAUAGUAGUACGAGCGCAGAAUUAGACGGUGGUAUAAGUGCAUUACCCAUACAACCGCAAAUUGUGCAGCUACCGGUGCCUAUUAGAACUAAAGAAACCCGGUAUAAGAGCAAAAGGCUAUAUCCAUCUAUUCCCAAUCAACCGUCAGAAGCAAGCGCGCACUUCAUGUGCGAAUUGGCAAAGACGGUCUUAUCGAAGGCUGGUGGUACCAGUUCUACUUCGUUAUUCACUCAACCAUCCACUAGUCAAAAUCAUCAUGGUCCCCAUAGAGCACUUCAUAUGUGUGCUUUUCAACUCGGAUUAUACGCCCUCGGUCUCCAUAAUUGCGUUAGUCCGAAUUGGCUCAGUCGUACAUACUCAAGCCACGUGUCCUGGAUAACCGGCCAAGCAAUGGAAAUCGGAGCUCCAGCGAUUUGGUUCCUUAUUGACAGCUGGGAAGGACAUCUGACUCCGCCUGAAGCUGUCAGCAUAGCUGAUAAGUCUUCGAGAGGUAGCGAUCCGAAUAUGGUUAGGGCAGCAGCGGAACUUGCUUUAUCUUGCCUACCGCACGCGCAUGCUCUUAACCCUAAUGAAAUUCAGAGAGCUAUAUCUCAGUGCAAGGAACAGAGCGAAGCUAUGUUGGAAAAAGCUUGUAUCACGGUAGAGAAUACCGCAAAAGGAGGCGGUGUUUAUCCAGAGGUGCUAUUCCAAGUGGCAAAAUAUUGGUACGAGUUAUAUCUUCGGCAAACUCCCGGUGGAGAUCAGCAGGACGAGAUUUCUCACGAUCCUUUACAAUUAGAUCUCAAUGGAGUAUUGCUAGUUGAUCCAGGACCUUCUGUAGACCUGUCGAAUACUCAAAUGAUGCCUGGUCCGGCGCAGACAGUUGUCGUUACCAGCACGCAACCACCUCCUCAACAUUAUACUCAUCCAACGAUUACGACUUUGGCGCCUUUAGGCGUUGGCAUGCCGUACGCUGUGGGCCCAUAUAGCUUUGUACAUCCUCAUCAUUCUAUUGCGACAUUCAGCGGUCCGAUGCCUUCGCACAGAGUCACUUUACCACCCGCACCACACAUGCAAAUGUAUCAUCCAUUUCCACAUCAUCCUGGACAUCCUCAACAUCCACCACAUCCACAUCAUCCAUCUCCGGCCGCUCCACCUCCACCUGGACCGUAUUACACACCGCAACCUCCACCCACACCAGGAACGCGUCAUUUAUACACGAUGCAACAACCUAUACCAGUUCAGGCAGGAGUAGCGGGCCCUCUUCCUGGACAAAACAACUUACCUGGACCUGCGUUAGUUCAGACGCAAUCUAUGAUAUCGACUGUGAGAGCUCAACCUCCGGUUCAUAGGCAAAGUCAGACAUUUAAUCAACAACGGACUCUCGUUUCUGCAUACCGUGUAGGUAUGCUUGCGUUAGAAACUUUGGCUCGUAGAGUGCAUGAUGAUCGGCCUCAAGCCAAAUACGCACGAAAUCCACCCUAUGGAGAGGAUGUUAAGUUCUUGCUGAGAGUUGCGAAACGACUUGGUUCACAUUAUAUGCAUCAGUUGUGCAUCUGUGCUGUAAAUAGCAUUGUGAGUCCUUUUGUCCUUCACCAUGUUGCUCUGGAAGCAGCUCAAUAUCUUGCUAGAAACAAUCCGGCGCUCAUCAUACAGCACUUGAGAUCUGCCUUAUUGGCUCCGCUAGUACACAAAUGCCAACAGAUGUACAUUCAGUGUAUGCAUCAAAAAUUAUAUCAUUUAACAGCUACUGAUUAUGAAGAAUUUGCCAAUAUUGUUUGUGCAGCAAGGGCUGCUUUUCAAAUCAAUCCUGAAGGAAAUACUCAAUUCAAGGAAUGGUUACAAUCCAUCAAAAGAUCUCAGUCUUGUAAUAAGGAUCUGUGGGCGCAGAUCAACGCGGCGUUACAACAGACCGGCAAAUGACACAGGACGGAGCCAGGCGUGACGUGGCUCACUUCCCUUCCUCCUCACCCUCAACCAUCCCUGCCGCCUCCACCACCGACAACAACUCUUGUAUUACAGCAUCAACAUCCCUGUCACCCCCAUCCA